UCUGCUCCCUGAAUUAAUUUUAAGGGUAUAAAUAGGAAGAAAAUUUAUUCGUUUUGGCACAGUAGUGAUCAGUCCCAUCUUAAAAGCUACUAAAAUGUCGAAACUUGUGUUCACAUUGGCUCUUUGCUGCAUUUUGGUGGCCCAGAUCCUGGCUCAGGAUGCUUCGGGUCGCCGUUUCUGCGAUCGUUUAUUCGACGACUGUCGUCGCGAGGAAUCCAAGGUGGGAACUGAGGACGACACCGUUGGGCUCUUCAACGCCUACUGCGGACGACACGACCGGAACUGGAAGAGGAUAACCCGAUGCGAACUGGUCCGGGCCUCGUGCAUUUUGACCAUGGUUCGCUGUGACAACGGGACUUGCAAAAAUGUGGCCGAAAGCCUUCGACCUAAUUAAGGAAAUCCUUCUAUUUUCUCCCAGAACCAAGCCAAUAUUGUCAGCCAAAAAUUAUAUAAAGAUAUUCUGAAUCCCAAUAAUACAAAGUGUUUAAGCUAU
Molecule: messenger RNA, 493 nt
Organism: Drosophila biarmipes
Lineage: Eukaryota; Metazoa; Arthropoda; Insecta; Diptera; Drosophilidae
Gene: Eig71Eg
Exons: 3
Coding region: 95-394 (99 amino acids)
Source: RefSeq, a predicted model, not a curated record